This is a messenger RNA of Salvelinus sp. IW2-2015, 2906 nucleotides long. Its product is annotated as follistatin-related protein 1. Gene Ontology annotation, biological process: cell differentiation; regulation of BMP signaling pathway; multicellular organism development. The record is from RefSeq and is a predicted model, not a curated record. Lineage: Eukaryota; Metazoa; Chordata; Actinopteri; Salmoniformes; Salmonidae. Gene Ontology annotation, molecular function: calcium ion binding; protein binding.
GGUCAUCACCCGCUAACAUGAUGUUCCGAAGUGUCCUUUUAUGUCUACUAGUCGCAGUCGUUUGCUGUCAUGCCGAGGAGGGGAAGAGCAAGUCCAAGGUGUGUGCCAAUGUAUUCUGUGGGGCUGGCAGGGAGUGUGCUGUGACAGAGAAAGGGGAACCUUCCUGCCUGUGCAUCGAGCAAUGCAAACCUCACAAGCGCUCUGUGUGUGGCAGUAAUGGUAAGACGUACCGCAACCACUGUGAACUCCACCGCGACGCCUGCCUGACCGGCCUCAAGAUCCAGGUGUACCACGACGGACACUGUGAAGAGAAAAAGACAGACAAAGCUGUUGCUGCUAGCCCAAUCGUGUGCUACCUGGCCAACAGGAACGAGUUGCGCAGCCGGGUCAUCCAGUGGCUGCAGAAUGAGGUGGUCCCUGACGGCUGGUUCGCCAAGGGCUCCAACUUCUCCAACAUCCUGUUCAAGUACUUCAAGGACUAUGACAAUGGAGACUCCCAGCUGGAUUCCACUGAGUUCCUUAAGUUCCUCCAGCACAACGAAACAGCCAUCAACAUUACCUCAUAUGCCGACGAGGAGAACAACCGCCUGCUCAGGAGCCUGUGUGUGGAUGCCCUCAUCGAGCUCUCAGAUGAGAACACGGACUGGAAGUUGAGCUUCGAUGAGUUCCUAAACUGCUUCAAGCCUGGCUUCAACCCACCAGAGAGAAAGUGUGCCCUGGAGGAUGAGACCUAUGAGGACGGGGCAGAGACUCAGGUGGAGUGUAACCGCUGUGUCUGUGCCUGUGGGAACUGGGUCUGCACAGCUGUGACCUGCGAAGGCACAGAUAAGGUGCCUGCUGUGGAGAAGACUGAAGGUGCUGACCAGGAGAUGACAGAGGAGGAGUGGACACGGAGAGUGGCUGAGCUCAACAAACAUCAGGAAACUGUGGAGAAGAUGAAAGUGAGCACUAAGGACAUUUAAGAGAGAGAGAGAGAGAGAGCCCUCUUUCAGUCCCACCAUCAACAAUCACUAUCUGGCUGAAGCUUUGGAGCUUGUACUGUUACUAAAGAAAUGCAUCACUUGUUUUUAGUUUUUAUAUUUUACAAUGUGAAUUAUUAAGAUUUAAAAACUGUACCAAUGUCUAUUAUAAUAUUAUUGUGUAGAGGGGAGACUAGUUGACUUGUGUGUACCUACAAACACAGUACUGUUAUCCUAUUUGAGUAACACUCCCAAGCCUUGGUAAGAAUCCCCAUCACCUAGUGGUGGGUUAGUAUUUGUAUUCAUUUUAGUGAAUUUGUUGUUUUCGUUGUUGUUUCUGUCAGUCAAAUUAGCUCAUCUGUAGAAAAGAGAAGAGUGUGGGAAUUGGAGCUAUAAAGAAAGCACAAGUUGUAAAGAACUACUUUUCGCAGAAAAUGACUUCACAGUGGCCACGUCACAUACCCAACCACAUCACAGAGGAUUGAGAUAAGCAAUCCAGCGAGAAAGCAUAAUCAGAUGCUUUGACCUUACAGGGUGCUCUUCCAGACACCUGGGUAUUUUAUAGGGCCAGUAAAUCACAUGAAAGAUGAACACAUGGCUGAGUUGUAAAUGUACCUGAAUACCAUUGUAAAUCCAUCAACAGUGUGAUUACACUUUCCUGGCAGUAUAGCUACUCAUAUCAUAUCUGUAAUAUAUACAGUAAAACCGACUGACCCAUAACAUCUGAUGGUGCCAGGGUUCAAUCUGUUAGGAAAAUGAAGAGUGUCCGCACUCAGUCUUAGACAAGAACAUGUAUACCAUCUCUAUUUUCUUGUCUAUGCACCAACAAUAUGACAAGAAUCUAUGAUUAGAUGUGUGCAGGGUUUCCUGCUUUUUCAAGGUAAAGCGAUGAUGCUAGGGUUCAAUCUGUAGGCUUACGUGUCUACACUGAUGAGGUAAUGUUGUUCAUCUAUUUACAAAUGGCUUUUCUAUCAUGAGGUUGUAGAGUUAUUACGCCAUAAAAUGAAUCUAAUGCCAAAACACUAGCCUGGAUACUUUUUAGGAUUGUGAAGUGAAACUGAAGAAUUCAGUAUGGAUCCAGGCUACCAAACCACAUAGAUGGUGCUUGUUUUUGUUUGUGAUAACGCCUGUGUCUCCUCAAACCCAGCAAUAAAGUUGAUCAAUUGUAGAAUGUUCAGGGGGAAAUAUUUCGAGGAUGCUGCAGAUAUGGACUAACUAAUAGUACUUGAUAACACAAGUACUCCAGUGCUAUGGGUCCCUCCUACUAGUUUGAAAUACACAAUUGUCUGGUCCGUCUGAGACAUACAUCAUCUGUGCAUGCUUUGCCAACAGCACUGCAAUCCGUUUCUUUUGGAAGCUGACGCAUGUCGGUCUCUCRGGAUAUAGGUGCUUGGAKUGGAUGACUUUGUUAGGCACAAGGAUAGGGAAAACUGCCAAAACAACCUCUAAAAAAAAACACAUUUUAGAUGGCAUUACUUAAACCAAAGUUCAAAUGCAAGAUACYUGAAGUACAGUAUGUGUAGUAACUUUUAGAAAGUAGGUUCACAGCUUAGACUUGAGCUUUCCUUCCUUUGUUCAGAGCUGUAUGUCCUGCAUGUCGAUAUUUGAAUGUGGUGGAUCUCACUUCAAUGUCUUUAUAAUGUGUGGUAUUCAGUGCCUUAAAUUUUCCACUAAGACCUAUGGGACAUCCUGCUGUCGUUCUCUUAGAGCAAUGACUGACACUAUGAAACCAUGCCAAAUGGAUGGUCUAAUUGAAGUUAAAAGCCUGUGUUUCUUUUGUUUGUAAUGUUUUAUUGUCUCACUUUUAGAAUAAUACCAGCUCACGUUGUUCGCUGUUACAGUAGACUUUCAAUAAAACAUUUACUCCCUGUUGAUUAUUAACACUACUGUACUGUCAAAAAGGUAUGCAAGCUUUAUACAUGUCAAUAAAUACAUUUAAUAGACGUA